Lutra lutra (Eurasian river otter) is the source of this 2449-nucleotide messenger RNA. RefSeq names its product spermatogenesis associated serine rich 1 (gene SPATS1). Lineage: Eukaryota; Metazoa; Chordata; Mammalia; Carnivora; Mustelidae. The record is from RefSeq and is a predicted model, not a curated record. The transcript is spliced from 8 exons. Bases 246 to 1289 code for a protein of 347 amino acids.
GGGGAGAGAACCCCCUGGAACUCCGGGGACCGAGAACUCCCAACCGAGAAAAGCCCGGGGAGAGGGAGGAACGAGGGAAGUUCUGAUUAAGACGCCAACCCUGCCCUCUGGACUUGAUGGCGGGUGGACUUCCUCCUUUUUUGCUUUGAUUGAUCCCUUUCUUUAAAAGGGUCUUUCCUUGGUCUCCGGGUUGCUUUUAAUACUUAAAAUCAACACACGUGUAGAGGAGUCCAUGUACCCUGGAUAUGGUCCACGGGACUGUCCUCUCCGCUCCAUCUGCAGAGCGCCCUGCAGCAGAGAGCUGGCGAAGGCGAGACAAAGGAGACUCCGCCAUGACCACAGUGGAGAAGAGACACAGUCUGGAUCAGAGCUCUGGGAUCCAAGUGUUGAACCGAGUGCUCCAAGGUGAUCCUCGUGACCUAGCAAAUUUGAGAAACUGUGCAGUUGGGGAAUCAGGAAGUGGGAUGGGACUGAAAGCAGUGGCGGAGCUAGACUUGAAGAGGAGGAAUAUCACUGCAGAACGUACUAAACACAGCAAUUUUCUGGAAUCUAAGGGAUGCUUUGCCAACACAACAUCCUCCGGCAGAAAGGUCAGCCACUCAUCUUCUGUUGAAACAUGUCUUAGUGUGAGCGAGCCUCCAGGCCUCUGCAAAGUGUCUGCUCACUUAGACCUGGCUGCAGAUUUGGAUCUGAAAUCCUCCUCCUCACAUUCUGAUCACUCCUCUGAAACCUCAUUGCCUGAAGUGCCAAAGGAUAAAUAUCGUGAGGAGUUCAGUCUGCUUAAAUUGCAGACAAAAGAUGGGCAGCGUCCAGAAUGGACAUUUUACCCAAGAUUUAGCAGCAAUAUCCACACCUACCAUGUUGGAAAGCAGUGUUUCUUUAACGGGCUCUUCCUCGGCAACAGGAGGUCUCUGUCAGAGAGAAUGGUGGACAAGUGCUUUGGGAGGAAGAAAUACGAUAUUGAUCCUAGGAAUGGAAUACCAAAGUUAACUCCAGGAGAUAAUCCAUAUAUGUACCCAGAACAGAGUAAAGACUUCCACAAAGCAGGAUCAACUCUCCCACCAGUGAAUUUCUCCAUAGUGCCUUAUGAAAAGAAAUAUGAUACAUUUAUUCCACUAGAGCCUCUUCCACAAAUUCCUACCUUGCCUUUCUGGGUGAAGGAGAAGGCCAACAGGCUGAAGCAUGAGAUAAGGGAGGUGGAGGAGCUUGAUAACUGGCAACCAGCGUCCCCCUUGGUGCACAGUUUAUAUCCUCCUGGUGGGUUAAAGAACCUUCAAAGAACAGUAUAAAAACUGGAGGCAAGCCUGGAAGAGAAGGCCUUUGAGAGGCUUCACAGUGGAGAGGAGAGAAGGCGAAGCCUCUCCCAGAGUGGAUGGUGUCCUUGCCCCAACGUGGUCCCUUGGGCUGAUGUCACGGCCACGCAUCACUGGUUCAGUGUGUUGGUUGAGCACUGGUAAUCUUAUAACAGAGCACAGCCUUUAACUCCGUGCCUCUAUCCACAGGUUCUCUGGAUUCCGCAAGACAGUCCUGAACAGAAACAGGUCCGUAGAACCCAUACUGACUGUAGUCAGGAGAGCCUCUCCGAUCGAUCGCUUCUGUCAGUGUGACUGCUCUAGGUCAAACGUUUGACUUUGAUGAGUAAUCACCAUGCUGUGCUCUUUUUAACUUUAUAUUUUGAAAACUUUCAAACUUACAGAGAAGUUGUGAGACUCAUUCAAUGAACAAAUCCCCAUAUAUCCUUCAUCCAGAAUCUACAACUGUUAACAUUUGUCAAACUUGGUGCCUUCUCUCUCUUUUGUUAUUCUUAUUGUUUUGUGGAAUUAUUUGAGAAUGAGUGGCCGCCAUCAUAGUCCUUUACUAUAUAAUUUAACAUGUAUCUCCUGAGGUCAAGGAUCUUCUCCAAUGGUUGCCAUACAAGUAUCGAAUUCAGAGAACUUAACACUGAUGCAAUUCUACUGGUAGACGGCCCACCUUCAGUUUUAUUCAGUUAAAUUUAGUUUUUGAAGGAUACUCUCAAAUCAUUGGUAAGAUGCAGGCAUGAGGCUUUCAUUAAUUUGGUAAAAUUGUUCUCAUUAAUACUAUUUUGAGAUUUUCUCUACUAUUUGCUUGGUACAUGUCAGAAUAAUGUGAAGGCUGGAUCUCCAAAGGUCAUUCAUACCAUUGUUCUCCAUCGCCGUUCUCCACUUUUGUAGCGUUUGUCCACAUGGCCACGCAGGACAAGAGCUCCAUGAGGACCAGUCCUGAGUCUUAGGGCCUUUCCUCAAUGAGGCAAGAAGCAAAUAUAUGGAGAAAAAGAUGGGAACAAAAGCCAACUGUAUACAGUCAGGCCAGGCUGUCACUCUCUGCUGUCAAGCCAAUGACUCAGCAUCUUUUUUUUUUUUUAAGAUCUUAUUUAUUUAUUUGACAGAAGGAGAGAGAGAGAUCACAAGUGGGCAGAGAGGCAGGCAGA